CACAGGCGGCGAGUUCCUCAAGGUAGUUCCGGAGUGGCGCACGGCUUCCCGGAACUGAGCCGGCCGGUGUUUGGAGCUCGGGGCGUGGGGUCGAGCAUGUCGGGGCGAGGCAAGCAGGGCGGUAAGGUGCGCGCCAAGGCCAAGUCGCGUUCGUCGCGCGCGGGCCUGCAGUUCCCCGUGGGCCGCGUUCACCGGCUGCUGCGCAAGGGCAACUACGCGGAGCGCGUGGGCGCGGGCGCGCCGGUGUACCUCGCGGCCGUGCUGGAGUACCUGACGGCCGAGAUCCUGGAGCUGGCGGGCAACGCGGCGCGCGACAACAAGAAGACGCGCAUCAUCCCGCGCCACCUGCAGCUGGCCAUCCGCAACGACGAGGAGCUCAACAAGCUGCUGGGCCGCGUGACCAUCGCGCAGGGCGGCGUCCUGCCUAACAUCCAGGCGGUGCUGUUACCCAAGAAGACAGAGAGCCAGAAGGUGAAGAGCAAGUGAACCCGACGGGUGCAGAGCCCACCGCAGUCCGCAGCCAAUAAAGUCGGUGAAAAGAGAGUAA
Myodes glareolus (Bank vole) is the source of this 547-nucleotide messenger RNA. It is a transcript of the gene H2aj, whose product is annotated as H2A.J histone. Lineage: Eukaryota; Metazoa; Chordata; Mammalia; Rodentia; Cricetidae. The record is from RefSeq and is a predicted model, not a curated record. Gene Ontology annotation, cellular component: nucleosome. Gene Ontology annotation, molecular function: structural constituent of chromatin; DNA binding; protein heterodimerization activity.